ACCAAACAGAACUUUUUAAAAACCUAACGUCCACCACUCACACGCGCACCACCGACCCGCGCAGGACACGAAGAUAAUACAAUUAUAAUCCACACAUUCAAGUAACCAAUAUCUCGUUUGUAUUAUAUUACAAGAAAUUACGUUUUUUCUGUUUUUUUUUAUUUUAGAAAAAUUCUGCAACAUUUCUAUCAUACAUAGAAUAUGUAGUGUCUUUGUAUCUCUAAACAAACUGGAUAAUCAAACAGGUCUGGUUUCUGCAGCAGGAGAGCUAAACUGUGAAAUGUGAUCAUGUAUAUAGGAUAGUUUUGCAUUGGGUACAACGUUGUUUUUCUUUUGCCAUACAUACUUGUAUCGAUUCUGUAAAUAUUAAGCAUUCAUAAUUUACGGUAUAGCAGAAAAUUAUCGAAAUGAUCCAAUCAGAUGACGCAGCCCCUAAUUAUAGAACACAGCGGGAUGUUGUGACAUCUGCACUUCAGUGCAGGAAGUGGAACAAUUUAAUGAGUAUGUUUUCAGAGAUUCGUUUAAGUGUUUGUUUAAAUAAACAAUGUAAUUAAACGUACAAACGUACACAGGAUUAGAAACUAUUGGGUUUUUAUUAAUCAAAACAAGUCAUACCCCAAGCAGUCUGGUUAUUUUAAACGCUAAUUUAGUUAAACCGUGCAAAGUUUCGUUUCUCGUUUGUGCCUGUGGGCUGAGGAGUUUCAAUUUGAAGACAUUUUCGCUGAUAAAGCAAAGGGCAAGCAAAAGAAUGAGCAAAAAGGACAUCUGCGAGGAGUACAAGAAGGUCUUGUACGCCAACGUUAUCUGCAGAAACGCUGCGCUGGGAGCUAUUACCAGGAAGUUGCUGAUAGAGGCAGGGAAGGAGCUGCACGGAUACCUGGAGAACAACGUGUUUGAGAUCAUCACAGAUUCCCUUCAGCGAGAGCCGUGUCUGGAGACGGGGCUGGAAAAGCUCAGGAAAGCAUUUGAAAUCCUGGAGCUGGCCUCUCUCAAUCUUUACUUGGGCCCUUGGCGACAAGAAUUCAAGAUCAUUAAGACUUACUCGGGUGUCUACAUACACUACCUGAAACCUGUCCUGUCUGAUCACAAUAUUGUGGAACUCUUUCAGAAGAUGGGCUACAGAAUAAAAGACAAGAAUCAGCUGGAAAUAGCUGUCUUACCAUCUUCUGAAGACCUGAUCAAACUCGCAUGUGGUUUCUUCACAGCCCGGUCUGAGUGUGACCUCCUGUUAGAAGUGUUGAAAGGACUGAAGGGCUUUGAUGCUUCUAUUCAACAUCUGAUAGCGGAGAGACUCGCUAUGAAAAGCCUUGAUGAAGGUGUGGAAAACCUCAAGAAAAAGAUCUUAGCCUUGAAGAAACAAAAGCAAAGCGACCCCUGGGCAAAAGAAGCUGCAGAAUCAGCAGAGCCUGCACUUGAUCUUUAUACUGAUCCAAAGCAGAAUGGAGGUGAACACCAUUAGGAGGCUGUGUGGUCCAGUGGUUAAAGAAAAUGUCUUGUAACCAGGAGGUCCCCGGUUCAAAUCCCACCUCAGCCACUGACUCAUUGUUUGACCCUGAGCAAGUCACUUAACCCUCCUUGUGCUCCGUCUUUCGGGUGAGAUGUAAUUGUAAGUGACUCUGCAGCUGAUGCAUAGUUCACACACCCGAGUCUCUGUAAGUCGCCUUGGAUAAAGGUGUCUGCUAAAUAAACUAAUAAUAAUAAUAAUAAUAAUAAUAAUAAUAAUAAUAAUAAUAAUAAUAAUAAUCAGUCAAGGAGCACAGAUAUACAUACCAGCAGCGCAUCCUUUAAUAGAACUGAAAGCAUCCCAGAACAGAUGUAUAAAGAUGAUUGUAGUGGAUUUAAUGCUACUUCAAGAUCUGGCAACUCAGUUGCUUGAACAGAAACCUACUCUGGGUAGCUCCUACCCUACUGGAGUCCAGUCACCAAGCCAACCUGAAUUUGGCUGCACACACUCCAGGAAAUCAACACUUCUUCAUACUGAAGACUCGAAGUCUGGAGCUGGUGUGAAUUCAGCUGAGAUGACAACAAGAAACACUACUGUUGGGAUGCAAAAGCCUAGUUACUCUCCAGGGGCAGACCGAAGUGAGGCAGAAAGAGCAACCAUUGGCAAGGAGAGGGACUGUCUGGAAGGGUUUGAGACCUGCAGAUGUGUAACCAAAGAUUAAUUUUAUAAAUGUAAACCAUGCAGAAUGCUUCAUAGCAUUUCGAUAAUUGCAGGGAUUGUGGUCAUGAGGUUAUAGUGUUCAGCUAUGAACGUGAAAACAGACGCAAUGUGCACAACGGUUUAAAUGCCUCUACAGAGAUGUGUCAAAGACCAGGGCACAACACCCAGUUUAUUUAUGAUAAGGAGGAUAGGAAGGUCAUACUCAAAAAUGUGGAGGACGUCCAGCAGCAUAUUAAGCCAUUGAGAUGACAAAAGCACAGUUGCAUUUCUGUCACUGAGUAUUCUUACUAUGUAUGCAUGACUUGCUUUGAGGUACAUUCAGUUUCAUGUGGAGAGUUACAAAACUGAAAUUUGCAUAAAGUAAUAUGUUUCGAGAAGUGUACAUGUAGUACAGAAUUAAAUAUAGAAAUCGAUGCUGUACAUGACCAUCUAUGAUGUUUGCUUAUUGUGCCGUCGUGCACUCUGCAAAUUGUGCUUUUACAAAUACCCACUUAAGUGUAUGUGUGGUCAGUCAUAUAUACAAACAAAACUGAAAUUUAGACAUUUUCAACUCAGAAGGCCUAGAUUCUGACCACGAAUAGGACAAUAAUCUUAAUUUACAGCAGGUUGAAUAGAGGGAGAUCUCUCAGGUUGAAAGCUAACCAUGUAAAGCUGAAAUUAACCUGUAGUUUUUAUUCACGUACUGUAAAUAUAUCUACUGAAUGUAAUGUUAGGGAUGUUCUUGAUAUUUUACAUUCUUGAGGGGGGUGUCUUUUAUAAACCGCAUACAUUUUUGGGGCAAAAAUCUGUAUAAACUGAAAAGGGUGUAUGCAUAGAAGAAAUAUGAACCAGUGCAUGCACUUGUGCCACUGUUAGUUUACCUGAGGAACCUGUGAUUUUUAAUUUGAGAAAUACAGCAGAGUGGUAAACAUGAUGUAUACAGAUACCAUGCUUUUAUCUGUGUAAUUAACUGCAUUAUACUGUUUCUUGCUGUUCCUACACUGGAGUGAUACAGUAAAACUAGAAAUAAUAUUCAGCAUGUCUUGUGUAAAGCUGUGUUAAAAAUCUGGGUACAAAUUAUGACAUGUUUAAUAAGCAGUACAACAGGCUAUAGCUUUACUGUUUAUUAUGAAAUAAAUCAAAUCCUAGUGUAUAGUUUAGAUUAACAAUAACUACCAAAUACUGCUUCACUUUUUGCUUUUGUCAGUCUUAAUAGUUCCUGAUAGCAAUUGUUCAGUUUUUUUUUCUGAUUUGCUGUACCCAGCAACCCAGAACUGAUGCCUGUUAUAACUGAAUACUGUUUGGUUUAAAGGUGGAUCUUGUUAAGAAUUAAGUUGAAAUCUGAACAUGAGAGAAAGUCAGCUUUCGUUUAAAGUAAAGGUAAAUUAAAAAGGACUGACAGAGUGAUGUUAAUAGUGAGCUUGUUUUUUUAUUAUAUAGUUGGACAGAAUAAGCUAACGUACUACAUUUCUUAGGCUGUAUGUGCUACUGUUUGUAUAAUUCCCAAAUGCUUGUUUUACCCUAAUAAUAAUUGAUUAAGUGAAAACUAAUUUAAUAAUUCGUAUUGUAAAGUAAUUCUCAUGCAACAGCAAGACAUUUUAGAUGGAUGUAUAACACAAAGAUAGCAACUCAAGGUUCAAUUAAACUGUCAUUCACUCCAAUGCAAUCGUUUUCUUACUGACUACAAACAGUAUGACCUAACUGGAUCCUGCUGCCUGUAACAAAAUCAAAAAUGGUGUUUUCCUUAAUAAAGCGUGUUUUGUAACACAUUUAAGUGGUAUUAAGCAGAGGAUAUAUCUGUAGACAACAGUAAAGCGUACUAUCCCUUUUAACAGUACAGUAUUUCACUCUGCGUGUCUUCAAUAUAAAGGUAGCUUCUUUACAAAUAAAACAGACAAUUUUUUGUUGUAAUUGUUAAAAAAUUGCUUUUAUUUACAAGACCCAAAGUAAAUAUACAAAAAUAUACUUGUAGCAGUAUCUGAUUUUUAAUACAUGCUUUGGUGUUUGCGGCUUUAAUCAUUUUUUUGUUUCAAAGUUACAUUUAUUAUGACACUGUAAGCAAUACUAUAGCAAUCUCAAUAAAGUGGGUUCUUGGAAUGUAUCAUUGAUUUUUGUUUUUAUGGUAAUCCUUAACAGUAGAUUUCUUUCUGAUGUUUUGAAAUUGUAGAAGUAUCUGUUUGGUGUAUCUUAUCAGAUCUAGAUUUUCAUGCCCAAGAGAAGCAGAAGCUGGAAUGCAGUGUAACGCAAUAUUUUUUUCACAGAAUUGCAAAGCCUUGCGAGGAAGGAUGUACACCGAGCAGCAGCAGCUCUGUGUGGAACCUCAAUGUGCUCACACGCAAAUACUGAAAGAGAGAAGCAUACUGAACAUUGAUACAAGCCAUUUUUAAGGUGCAUCUUCUUAGUUUUGU
Acipenser ruthenus (sterlet) is the source of this 4551-nucleotide messenger RNA. Its product is annotated as spermatogenesis-associated protein 2-like protein. Lineage: Eukaryota; Metazoa; Chordata; Actinopteri; Acipenseriformes; Acipenseridae. The record is from RefSeq and is a predicted model, not a curated record. The coding region runs from base 749 to 1459 and encodes 236 amino acids. Gene Ontology annotation, cellular component: cytoplasm. The transcript has 3 exons.